AUGGCGGAUCCUGCCUCUGAAAUGCAUAACACUCACAGCCCAAGCCUAAUUGCCACCCUCCACUUCGCGCAACAGGCCCCUGUAAUCUUGAAUCGGCAGGCUCAUCUGGGCAAGAAACCACUACUGUCUCUGAUUUCCAAGAAGGAAACCUUCGAUGACUAUGGCGCGAUUGAGCAACUCUUCUUUUCCUGCCUGCAAUCUGGCGACGACAAGUCAGCUUUGUUGUGCCUUGACCAACUAACACUCCGCUUUGGCUCUUCGAAUGAGAGAGUCAUGGGUCUUUUGGGACUCUACGAAGAGGCGGUCGCCGAGAAUAAACCCAGCCUUGAUGCAUGUUUGCAGAAAUACGAUCAUUUGCUCUCAGAAAACCCGGUCAACUUGCCUAUACUAAAGCGCCGCAUUGCCGUCUUACGGUCCCUGGACAGACCGGCUCUUGCAAUUGCUAGCUUGAUAGAUUUUCUGAAGGCUGUUCCUACGGAUGCAGAGGCUUGGUGUGAACUUGCGGAGUUAUACCAGUCUCAAGGUUUGUCCGCGCAAGCAAUAUUUAGCCUCGAAGAAGCUUUGUUGAUAGCACCUAAUGCCUGGAACAUUCAUGCUCGACUGGGAGAACUUCUGUAUAUCGAUGCUAGCUCAUCGCCACCAGAAAUUUCCACUCGGGGCUUAUACCGAUCGAUGCAGUAUUUUUGCAGAAGCAUUGAGCUCUGUCAAGACUAUCUGAGAGGGUUCUACGGCUUGACUCUGGUCACUUCCGAUUUGAUUGGGAAAGGUUCCCCGAAAGAUAACCCGGCAGAUGCGCAGCCAAUCCCGGUAGAAGACAGUCCACCAUCCAAAGACACAGUUGAGAGACUGAAUGCCUUUGCAAAACGAGGACUAGAGGCCAUUAUCAGCAAAAGACCAAUGGACCAUAGUCUUUGGGAACAUGCUCAAGGUGAGCUCAUUGCGGCGAAAGAGCUGAUCAGUAGGAUGCCGGAUUACAGUUAA
Messenger RNA from Aspergillus steynii IBT 23096, 981 nucleotides. RefSeq lists its product as uncharacterized. The record is from RefSeq and is a predicted model, not a curated record. NCBI's taxonomy places the organism in Eukaryota, Fungi, Ascomycota, Eurotiomycetes, Eurotiales, Aspergillaceae. Gene Ontology annotation, molecular function: protein binding. The transcript is spliced from 4 exons. Bases 1 to 981 code for a protein of 326 amino acids. Gene Ontology annotation, biological process: protein folding in endoplasmic reticulum. Gene Ontology annotation, cellular component: EMC complex.